This is a messenger RNA of Closterium sp. Naga37s-1, 447 nucleotides long. The record is from the annotation of a GenBank genome assembly. NCBI's taxonomy places the organism in Eukaryota, Viridiplantae, Streptophyta, Zygnematophyceae, Desmidiales, Closteriaceae.
AUGGCGGCGGCGAUGCGAGAGUUGCAGCAGCAGCUGGAGGCAGAAGUGAACGCGCUGCGGUCCCUGGAGAAGGACAUUUCGCGCAACCACAAGGUGCGGCGGCAGUACAGCCUGCAGCUGAACGAGAACGAGAUGGUGCAGAAGGAGCUGGACCUAUUAGAGGAAGACGCCAGGGUGUUCAAGCUCAUCGGCCCUGUGCUCGUGCCACAAGACCCUUCGACCAGCCGCUUUCCUCUCGUCUCUCAACUUGAACCGCCCCUCGCAUCGCCGCUUCAAGAGCUGGAGCUACUAGAGGAGGAUGCGAGGGUGUUCAAGCUGAUCGGCCCGGUGCUCGUGCCGCAAGACCUGGCAGAGGCGUGUGCCGUCAACAGCCCUUCUCCUCUACACUUCAACUGCCCUCCUUCCCCCCUGCCGCUCCCUCUCCUCGCCAGGAGCUGGAGCUACUAG